CAUCGGCAGGGCCAGCAGGCAUGACCGCGGGGUAGCAAAAGCCGCCCCCGAGCCCGGAACAAGUGGGCGGCUUGCCAGCAGCAGCAGCAGCAGCCAGCAGAGCGGAUCCCGCUCGCCGCCGCGUGCGUACUUCCAAGAGAAGACGCUAUCCCAGUGGGCGCCCGCGAAGCCAGGACCGGCAGAUCUUGGCGUCAUCGGAUCGCCCCGGCCGAUCUGAUCUCCCCGGUCCCCGUCCCCGCCCGGCCGCUCUCCUCUCACCGCUCAGGCGCCGGCCGGCCGGCCGUUCUAGGGCGGGAGUCGCAACAGUGCGCGUCUGAGCUGGUCGUUUGGACGAUCCCGCCGCCCCGCGCGUUUUGUUGGCUUGCACUCGGAGCCUUGGGCGGGGAGCAGAGCGCGGGGGAAUCUCUCGUGAGCUGCUGGCGCUGGGUGUGCCCGGCCCGGGGACGCGACUUCACUGUGCCGUGCCGCCGAGUCGUGGAGACCCACGCGUCAGUUCCGGCGCUCUCUCGCCUCCUGCCGCUGCCCGCUGGAGAAUUGCCGCAACAUGAGGCGCAUCAUGAGAUGGCUCAAGCAGCUACUGACGGGCAGAAAGGAAGAGCACAGAGGCCAUGUCGUUAGCGGCUGGAGCGACGGGCCGGAGAAGGAGAAGAAGAGGUGGAGCUUCGCAAAGCAGAGGAAGAGCGGAACUGACGGCGACGCGCGGUCGUCGUCGGGUAAGGACGCCGUCGCUCCUCCUGCCGCGGUGGAACGGUCGCGCCAGGUGAUGAGGCCAAGGGAGGACGCGAGAGCUCGAGAACACCGUGCCGCGGUCCUGAUCCAGAAAACAUUCAGAGGCUACCUGGCUAGGAGAGCGCUUCGAGCUCUUCGGUCACUCGUCAAGAUCCAGGCGUUGGUACGGGGCUACCUGGUGAGGAAGCAGGCAGCCAUGACGCUGCACAGGUUGCAGACGCUCAUGCGGCUGCAAGCCGACUCCAUCGCCGUCAAGAAUGCUUCGUACCGCAAAUCCAUGGAACAAGAAGAGAGGAUUUUUGCUCGGGACGUGCAGAUGAAGCCGCUGGCGACGCCGGUGCACCGCCGGAUGCUGUCUGACAGCACGGACUCCAACUACGAGCGCAGCCCGCGGAUCGUGGAGAUGGACACUUGCCACCUCCGCUCCCGGUCCUCGCGGAUCACCAGCAGGUACAACCCGGACCACUUCCCGGAGUAUCACUAUCACCGCCACGCCGCGCCGACGCCGUCGUGCUCGCCGCUUGCCGGCGGCAAGCAGCCGCAGCCGCAGCAGCAGCCCGCGCGGCUCUCGUUCCGGCGGAGCGCCCGCGAGCGCGACGCCCGGGGCUCCAAGACAGCACAGAGCACGCCCCGGUGCGCCUCCCACGACUCCUCGCCUGCCAGGAGCGUCGAGCACAGCCUGGCCGGCACGCCACGGCGGCGCGGCGGCACGCAGCGGGACCGCGACGCGCUCGUCAGCCCGCGGUACAUGGCCGGCACCGCGUCCUCCGCGGCCAGGACGCGGUGCCACAGCGCGCCGAGGCAGCGGCAGACGACGGACGCCGAGCAGGCGCCGAGGACGAGCGUCGCUAGCAGAGAUGGGGCGUCGAGGAGGUCGUCGUGCUCGCAUGCGCACGGCGGCGGGUUCUGCUUCCAGUGCUCGGACGUGACCCGGACGACCGGCUUCUCCGGGAUCAGCGUCAGCGACGAGGUGGCCAGAGACUACUACCUGGACAGCUUCUGGUGAUCAGGCGAUGUGAGUUGGUGGUCUGUUUGUGUUUAGAUUGUAGUAGAAGACGAGUGCACGGGAUUUGUACAUACUCGUAGUCAUAGACGCUAAAAACAUCUAGCAAGUCACGGAGUGGAAGAUAACACGGGACAGCCGGACUGCAAGUCAGCAAGUCAUAGUCUCUCAGAAGUGUACAAAUGCUGAAAGUCUGAAACAUACUUGGGUGUUGAAGUGUUCUCAUAUGGAGGAAGCUAACGCAUUAUCAGACAGUGGACCGGCUAUCUAGUCUAGUUUUAUUAGCAGGCCAGAGCGCAGCAAUGCAUUCUCUACAAAAAGAUGAAUAACGCAUUGUCAGACA
This is a messenger RNA of Sorghum bicolor (sorghum), 2075 nucleotides long. Its product is annotated as protein IQ-DOMAIN 14. NCBI's taxonomy places the organism in Eukaryota, Viridiplantae, Streptophyta, Magnoliopsida, Poales, Poaceae. Gene Ontology annotation, molecular function: protein binding. The transcript is spliced from 5 exons. The coding region runs from base 545 to 1735 and encodes 396 amino acids. The record is from RefSeq and is a predicted model, not a curated record.